UUUAUUCCGUUUUUGGUUUUAAGUACAUUUUAUAUUGUCUGGUUUGUCGAGUAAGAAUUAUGAGGUUAAAAAAUGUAGAUCCGUAACAACCCGGGAGUGCUAUGGGUAACGUCCUUCGUUUUAGCGGGUCUCAAGACUAUAUCAUAUUAACCGUCCCAUAUUUCAUAGUUAAUGUUUUCACACAAAAAAUCUUGUCCAAGUGAUUUUGUUCUAAUCGAUUGAGACAGUUCGGUUCCAUAUCUAAAAAGGAUUAUUCACGCGGGAUUAGGAGAGUGAAGGUUGAUGACUUUAUAUUGUCUCUUGGUUUCCUAAGUUUUCACUUUUAAUAUCAAACAUGGUCACAGGUGCCAUGGUUAUGUACUGCUUUUUAUCGACGUACAACGGGUUAGCCAGAGGUUAUUCUUUGACUACACAAGUCGACAACUGGUACUUCGCCUUCCUUGGGAUUCGCUACGGCAAGACUUCUAGAGGAGAUUUACGUUUCAGCAAACCUGAAAAUGUCACGAGAAUCGAAACCUUAAUGAGUCGUCAAGAAUGCCUCGAGAUGGAUCCGAAAGACGGCAGUUUCAUUGGUCAAGAAGACUGCCUUUUUUUAAAUGUCUACACAACUCGGGUAUAUGUGAACCAGAGCAUGCCGGUCCUGAUAUGGAUUCACGGGCAGUCGUUGCCGCUCGAGAGCAACAAAGGUUCGAUCUAUUCGCCCGACAAACUCAUGAACCACGGCGUGGUCGUCGUGACUAUGAGCUACCGCGUCGGCCCGCUCGGUUUCGCAAGUUUUGAAAAUUCGACAAUGCCAGGAAACUAUGGCUUCAUGGAUCAACAAUUGGCAAUAGAGUGGGUGGUUAGGAAUAUACACUUAUUUGGAGGUGAUCGAAAGAGGAUUACACUCGCUGGUGAAGGUGAAGGAGCUGCUUUUGUGCUACACCACUUAAACGGUCCCAUGAAGGACCAGAUUAAGAAAGGUAUAGUCAUCAGUGGAUCAAGAAUAGCUCCAUGGGCCAUGUCGAGGGAGUCCUGGGUGCAUAAUCGAACCCUGGAUCUUUUUAAAGCUGUCAACUGCUCCAGUCUAGACUGCUUGCGAAACGUUGAUGCAAGAAAACUUUUACAAGCUGCGUACGCCAACCAGAACAAAAUGCCAUGGUGGUGGGGCAAAAUAGCCACCCAGUUCAGGCCUGUAGUGGACGAUAUCAAUAUAAAAGAUAACUGGUUUGAUGAAGAACGUCAAGCGAACUUUUCCCUCCUCGUGGGUUUAAGGAGUGACGAAGGGGAAGUCAUGAAAGAAGUCGCUGCUAAGUAUAACAUGUCUGAAGAAGACACCUCAAGGCUGUUCUGCACUUACAAUGACGGCGGAGGGAGGAGGCAAGGUGGCCCUAGCCUCCCCUGCGUCUACGGCAGUACGAAUCAGAUCGGAUCGAUGUACAAGUCCAACGAUGAGCCGGUGAAAAGUGCCAGGAAGUAUAUCGCUGAUAGUUGGUACUACUACCCGGCCAUGUAUGAAGCGAGAAUUCACGUCGGCCCUUUGAACGCGUUCAUGUACAACUACACGACCGGUCCGUUGGAGUGUACGAUGCAAUACAAAGUUCCGUUCAUGCUUAUAGUCGAUAACUGCCCCCUGUAUGAAAACAGUUACGAAUCGACUGCGUCCAAAUUUACACAAGUCGUCGCAAGAUUCGUCCAUGGAAGGGACCUCAAGGUGCAAUCGUAUUUUAUUGACCAGGAGCUGUUUGACAUCACUCAGGCCAUCCUCGAACCCGAAGCGUACUCGGAAAUCGACUCAGACCUUGCAAACAGAAUGAAGACUAUGAAGUCUUUACUGAUUGAUUAUUACUGACAAAAGCUGCGAAAUAAAUCUUUCUGGGACUCACGUAAAAACUA
Messenger RNA from Cimex lectularius (bed bug), 1875 nucleotides. RefSeq names its product bile salt-activated lipase-like. The record is from RefSeq and is a predicted model, not a curated record. NCBI's taxonomy places the organism in Eukaryota, Metazoa, Arthropoda, Insecta, Hemiptera, Cimicidae. The transcript is spliced from 8 exons. The coding region runs from base 335 to 1831 and encodes 498 amino acids.